Phlebotomus argentipes is the source of this 5893-nucleotide messenger RNA. It is a transcript of the gene Nup98-96, whose product is annotated as nuclear pore complex protein Nup98-Nup96. Gene Ontology annotation, cellular component: nuclear pore cytoplasmic filaments; nuclear pore. The record is from RefSeq and is a predicted model, not a curated record. Gene Ontology annotation, biological process: post-transcriptional tethering of RNA polymerase II gene DNA at nuclear periphery; protein import into nucleus; RNA export from nucleus. The coding region runs from base 208 to 5805 and encodes 1865 amino acids. The transcript is spliced from 8 exons. Gene Ontology annotation, molecular function: structural constituent of nuclear pore. Lineage: Eukaryota; Metazoa; Arthropoda; Insecta; Diptera; Psychodidae.
AUUGCCCCCGCGAGUGUGAUUAAAAGUGCGCUGAAAUAGUAUUUUUCAGUGAAUCUUUUCCUCCUCGUGCAGCAAUAUUAAGCAAAAUCUGUGUGAAUCGAAGAAAUUAGCGUCUGUGCAGAGAAAGGUGAAAAGGAGAAGAAGACUUUCUCUCUGGUGUAUUUGUGAGGUUAUGUGAGGAAAGCACGGCGUGAAAGUCCUGGAAGAAUGUUUAACAAACCGACAUUUGGAGCGGCUUCAACUUCUGGGUUUGGGUUCAACAACGCCGCCACGCCGAGUCCCUUCGGGCAGUCGACCUUUGGGAAGCCGGCCACCACGAGCUUCGGGCAGACGGCCGCCUUUGGCCAGCCCAGCUCUUCGCUGUUUGGCGGCAAUCAGCCUUCCGGAGGACUCUUUGGCUCCGCCAAUCCGUCCCCGUUUGGAGCUCCGCAAGCGACCACGCAAUCCGGCUUUGGAGGCUUCGCUCAGCCGACCAACACGUCAGUGUUCGGCAAUGCGGGCACCAACCAGAACACCUCCAUCUUCGGCCAGUCGGGCACUUCGGCCUUCGGUGCUGCCAAGCCGUCUGGAUUUGGAUUCGGGAGCAGUCAACCCACGGCAUCCAUCUUUGGCCAGGCGAGCACUUCCACCGCGACCGGAGCUGGCUUCUUUGGCCAACAGAAUGCGGCCGGCAGCUCGAUCUUCGGCGCCACGCCAACUCCGGCUUUCGGAGCCACGGUGACGGGCAACAGCGGCACGGCGAUAGCCAAGUAUCAGCCGUCCCUUGGUCAGGAUACACUGAUGAAGAAUGGCCAGGCGAACAGUGUGUCCACGAAGCAGCACUGCAUCACGACCAUGAAAGAGUAUGAGGCCAAGUCGCUGGAGGAGCUGCGAAUGGAGGAUUACCUGGCGAACAGGAAGGGACCUCAGGCCGGAGCUGUGGGUGGCAUUUUUGGCACUGGCACCACAUCGACUGGGAUGUUCGGUGCUCCGGCGCAACAGCAGACAACCGGAUUGUUUGGCCAGCAGCCAGACAACAAGGGAUUGUUCAGCAACACCAAUCCCAUGACGGGAUUCGGCCAGACAAAUGCAUUUGGCGCCACCACGAGUCAACCGUCCGCUGGUGGAAUGUUCAACAAGCCAUUUGCCGCUCCCACGACAAGCACUUCCAGCUUCGGCUUUGGCAACACGACGAACAACACCACGUCAAAUCUGUUCGGAGCGAAACCCUUCGGUUCACCAGCAACUGGGAGUGUCUUUGGGGCUCCGCCAGCAAACACUGGCGCUCCUUCGGCCUUUGGACAGCCAAAUACGGGCUUCGGUGGCUUUGGUCAGACCAACACCAACCAGAACAACACGCUUUUCGGCGCGAGCCAAGACAAGCCAGCCUUUGGCAUGGCAGCCACGUCGAGUGGAUUCGGUUUUGGCACAAAUACCAACACCAUGGCCGGCGGAAGUCUGUUCCAGCCGAAGCCCAACACUGGCUUUGGCGCUCCAACCGGUGGCUUUGGCACCUCAACAUCGAUGACGUCUGGAUUUGGUGGUUUUGGACAGACAAACACUGGCGGCUCGCUGUUCAAUUCGUCCUUCAACAAGCCCGCCACAAGUGGCUUUGGUACGUUCGGGAAUCCAACUUCUAGCGCUCCGCUGGGUGGAUUGGGCACAAACACUGGUGGAUUGUUUGGUGGGGCGACCAACAAGCCGGGUGGAUUCUUCGGGAGCAACACAGGAACUGGCACGGGCGGAGGACUGUUCAACAACUCCCUGUCAUUUGGCAACAACAACUCACUGAUGGGUGGCUUGGGACAGAGCAGCUUGGGCAUUGGCGGCGCUCCGGCGCUGGGACAGAAUCAGCAGAACACAGUGCCUGUGCAUCAGCAAAUUCUGGCUCUCACCACUUCGCCGUACGGCGAUAAUCCCAUCUUCAAGGACCUCAAGCCACCAGUGGGCAUAACUGAGGAUUCACUGAAGCCCACAAAUCCGGCGGCACAGAAGGCGAUUCUCGAAUCGUCGUCCAGUCAGUUCAGAGUGUCGUCUGCCAAGAUCGACAGGGGCGUGAAGGUGAAGCCCAUUGGCAAUGGAUUGAGCAAGAAAUCACUGUUCGAGGGCUUGGAGGAGUAUGAUAGUUCGGUGGAGGAGAACUUCAAUCUGAAGCCAAAUGCUCGACGAUUGAUCAUCAGCAAGGGCGGCGUGACACCCAGCAAAUCCCUCAACGAUUCUGUCACUCAAUCACCGCAAGGAUCGCUCUUUGGUGCAGCUGAUAAGAGGAGAGUGUCGCUCAAUGUGACACCAGUUGUGCACCAAGACAAGGAGAAUCAGGAGAGCUUCAGGAAUGAAAUUCCCACAACAAUUCCCAAGGCUCUGGACAAUCCACGUCGAGUUUCGUGGUUGCACUCGAAUUUGGACAAGAACAGAGCGCGCAACAGUGAUGUGUACUUGGAGAGUACAAUUCAGGAGAUUGUGGCGGAGAAGAAGAAGUCGGAGAGUGCGAAGACGAGUGGCGUUUCGUCGGGCUCGAGGAUGUCUGGCCAGACGUUGAGUCAGGACAAGGAUGUGUCGUCGACGUCACGAGAGGUGUCCGAGGCGUCUGUGGCGGCUGACAUGAGUGAUGGUGAGGAGAUGCUGGAUCAAAUGACUGCCAACGCUGAGCCACAUCCCACGGGGAUUGUCCUGAGGCGCGCGGGAUACUAUACAAUUCCCUCCUUGGAGCAAUUGAUGGAUUAUCUCAAGGAGGACGGCACGUGUGUGGUGAAGAACUUCACAAUAGGCCGCGAGAGAUAUGGGAAUGUGUUCUAUGACGAGGAGAUGGACGUUGCCGGAUUGAAUUUGGAUGAGAAUGUGUUCUUCCGCCACAAGGAGAUUGUUAUCUAUCCGCUUGAUGAUCAGAAGCCACCCAUUGGCGUGGGUCUCAAUCGUCCGGCUCAAGUGACGCUGGAUCAAGUGUGGCCACACGAUAAGCAGACACAUGAGUCGAUCAAGGAUCCGGAACGGUUGCAGAGUCAGGGCUAUGAGGACUUCCUGAGGCGUGUGUGCAAGAAGCAUGACACGAGAUUCGUGGAGUAUCGCCCUGAGACGGGCAGUUGGGUGUUCAAGGUGGAUCACUUCUCCAAGUAUGGCUUAACGGAGAGUGACGAAGAGGGUGCUGGUCCAGUGGAUCCAGCCAAGAAGCCUAAGAUCUCAGCACCGCCGGCGCAAAAGACGCCACUGUCUGUGGAGAAGAGCAAGCAAUUGCCUGAAGUUCCCUUCUCAUCGACUGCGCUCUCUCAUCCGGACAUUGAUGAGCUGAGGCAGAUGACAAGCAUUGAGCGAUCCUUUGAGAUGGAGGACGAUUUCGACAUGGACUUUGUGCCGUCAUUCUCUCAAACACACCCCGUAAGUCCGUCAGCCUCAGUGGCGAUGGAAAUGGGCGCAAAGUCACACAAGUUGCAACUGAUGAAGGCGGCUUUCUUCGCUGACGAUGACUACGACAACAGAUCUGUGUGCACGGAUUCUAUGACGGGCAGAGAGAGUCCCGAUCAGGAUCAAAUUGUGCCGAGUCGUCACUUGGGCAGUCGCUUCUCCUCCAUGCAGAGCAUGUACAAGGGAUCAAGUGUGAUGAGUCUCCAGACGCAGUCAGAAGACACGCCAACUGUGAGCUACACUCCAGUUCGUGUGGCUCCAGUGACGUCCAAGGCGGACGUGGUGGAGAAGAGAAUUCCGCGACAAAUCAUUGAACCCAUGUACUAUCCACUGGUGGUGGAGCCAAAGAUUGCCAUUGUGAAUCCCGUGGGCACAAUCAUUCCCUGCGAGAGCUCAAUUGUGAGGCGACUGAGAGCGAAGUGUGUGGCUGACAGUGGAAUUCUGGCUGGAAGGCGCUUCAAAGUGGGCUGGGGCCCUCGGAAUGCCGUGAUGAUUCUCAGCAGUAAGCAUGCUGUUCAGGAUUUGGUGCGCGCAACCACAAGUCUCGGUGACUUUGCACCACUUCUCGCUGCACGGAAUGUGAAUGACAAGUCUCCGGCGAUUGCUGUGAGACUCGAAGUGGCUUCUGUGCUGCCAAUUCGGGCAUUCCACCGAUCGAUUCACAAGCAUUUGGGCAUUCAGCUGAAGUACUGCGAGAAGGUGAUUUUCUCGCCAAGUGAGUGUCCGCAGUUUCUGCCAGCGGGCGGAACGGAUCUCCUGUCUGAGCAUUGCCAGCUGGCGAGGGAGCAACAGAAGAUGGGCGAUCAGGAGAAGAAGUAUGGGCAGACUGUGUGGUCUCUGUGCGAGGCAUUGUGGGGCGAGGAGGAGGAGUUGCAGGGACAAGAUCCGGCUAGUCAUCUCACUGUUAUGCGACGCCGAGAACUGCUGUCCAACUGGCUGGAGGAAGUUGUGACGGAAAAAUCAUCGGGCAGUGCGGAGAAGUCUGACUAUUUGGAGUACUUGCUUCAACUUCUCUAUGCUCACAAAGUCACGGAGGCUUGUGAGUUGGCAUUCAUGAAGAGUGACAUGAACUUGUCUCUGCUCAUCUCCCAAUCUUCGGGUGGUCCAAUUGUGAGGCAACUCAUUCAGCAUCAGUUGGCGUCGUGGCAAGAAGUGGAGGCAGAUAAGUUUAUCAACGCCAAUCGCCUGAAGGUGUUUAUGCUAAUUGCGGGAAUUCCUCUGCUAUCGUCCUCCAAUGAGAGCUUGAAUGAGGGAAAAGGCGGAACUAUAAAUGUAUUUCAAGAUGUGGACUGGAUCACAGCUCUGGCGCUCAAUUUGUGGUACUUAUGCUCUCCGACUGCAUCAAUUACCGAUGCUCUGUUGAACUAUGAGAGUGCUUUCACGUCUGAAGAUGGUGUGGCAGCGGCGCCAAGACCACCUUACACGGAUUACGAGGUGAACAGUGCGAGUCCCAUUCAGGAUAUGCGCUAUCACUUGCUGAAGUUGUACUCCAAGAGGAGUCAUCGGAUCGAGACUCUCCUUAAUCCGGCCACACACACGGCAGACUCCAUGGAUUUCCGACUCAGUUGGCUGCUUUUGCAGACUCUGGACACACUUGGCUAUCAUCAUUGCUCGGAGAAGUCAGAGUGUCAGCUGCACACGUCCUUUGCCAGUCAACUGGAGAACUAUGGGAUGUGGCAUUGGGCGAUCUUUGUCCUCCUGCACAUUCGCAAUCGCGAGCGACGAGAGAUGAGUGUGCAGCAGAUGCUGUAUCGCUUCAUAAUGCUGCCCGGCGAGGGUGAUGCGGAGUACGAGGCCAAUGAGAGAUUUGUGGUGGAGCAGCUGCACAUCCCGGUCACGUGGAUUUGCUGGGCGAAGGCCGUGAGGGCGGGUGCCAUGAGGAAGCACCAGGAGCAGGCGGAGUUCCUUAUCAAGGCCAAGCAGUGGAAUUUGGCCCAUGAAGUCAUCAUGGAGCACAUCGCUCCGGAUGCAGUGAUUAAUGACAACAUCCCAUACUUGAUGCAGCUUCUUAGGGCGCUCAAGGAGACGAAAAAGAUCAUGAACUGGAGGAAUCAGGGUCAAAUCCUCUAUGAUUUUAUCGAUAUGAAUGAAAAGUUUGAAUCCUUCAAGUCGGUGGCGGAGAGUGAACUCGUGAGCCACUGGGAGGGAUUGAAGCCUCAGCUAGAUGAACUAUGUUCGCGAAUAAACCUCUUCCCGUGUCCGACGGCGAAGCAUCGCCUGUGCCAGAGUGAGAUCUCUCAGCGACUGGCCUGUCUCGUGCGCGGAGUGCUGAUGACGUCGCCUCAUCUCAAUCCCUGUCUGCUGAUCAAGGUGGCACUGGAGAAGUUGCCGCUGCCGCAGGAAUAUGCUCAGAAGGAGCUCAGGUUCUUCAUCGACUCCGUCAUGGUGGACACUUUUCAGCCAACAGACGACCAGAUGGAUGUUUAGUUUUUUUGGACUGUUUACAAAAUAAGUAUGUCAGAUUAUGAAAUUCACAGUUAGAAUGUUGGAAUUGAAUAAAAAAAAACUCUUCAUA